CCAGUGGUGUUAUUGAUGAAACAUUGAUGUGAUUGUUACAUACGUGCUCCUUUAUUAUUAAACUUAUGUACUUAAAAAGAUGUGAUGCAGUUAGUGAGAGUGUAAGCAUUGUUGAAUGUGUUUAAAAUACAAGAAGAGGAAUAUAAACCAAUAAUGUGGAAAUGUGCUCGUGAACGCGAAUUGAAACAUGGAGAUAUAUAAGAAAUUAUUCUGGGCACUGCUCCAAGGAUUCGUGCUGUUACCCACAAUCGCUAUGAGAGACUCCCACGUAAUGAAUCGUAAGAUGGCAGAUGAGCCCCAGUUCGAGCGUCCAAUUGGCAAUCAUACCUUUCACAUCGGCAGAGAAGCUGUUCUAGGAUGCUCAGUAAUCAACUUGGGGAAACACAAAGUGGGCUGGCUCCGAGCUGAAGAUCAAACAGUUUUAUCGUUACACGAGAGAGUGGUCCUCGGUCCCCGGUAUACAGUCAGCUUGGAUACCCCAAGCACUUGGCAGUUAAGGAUCCGGCCUCUAAAAGCAGAAGAUCGGGGCUGCUACAUGUGUCAGAUUAAUACACAACCAAGCAUGAAGUGGCAGAUUGGAUGCAUAGAUGUAUACGUUCCGCCUGAUAUAAUAAAUGAAGAGACAUCAGCAGAUGUAUCAGUUCAUGAGAUGGAUAACAUCACGCUGAUAUGUAAAGCGACUGGACACCCACCUCCGAAGAUAACUUGGAGACGGGAGGACAAUGAGUCGAUGCUAUUGAAGAAAGUUGGAGGCAGGGACUUUUAUAAAGUUGUGAGCUACGUGGGCAUGUCACUUCCGCUAUGGCGUGUCGAUCGACGGCAGAUGGGAGCCUUUCUAUGCAUCGCAUCCAACGAUGUACCACCUGCAGUCAGUAAGCGGAUCACACUUAACGUUAAUUUUCCCCCAACAGUUAUAGUGCCCAAUCAGCUUCUUGGGGCUCCUCUGGGCACUGACGUGGUACUGGAAUGCACUGUUGAGGCGUACCCCAAUACCAUUAACUACUGGCUCAAGAAUAGGGGAGAGAUGUUAUUAGAUGGGCCAAAAUACGUCAUAUACGAAGAGAAGUCAUCGUACAAAGUGAUUAUGAAAUUAACUAUUUGUCAAUUUAUGAAAAGCGACAUUGGAACAUACAACUGUGUGAGCACAAAUUCGCUCGGCAAGGGAGAAGGAACAUUACGACUUUAUGAAAUUAAAUUAUAUCCGAGCUUACAAUCCGCUGCAGAAAUUAAUGUGGGCGGUCUAACAGAAGGUGCUGUGAAGCAAAAAACAUCUCAUAGUGUGUCAAGUAAAAAAUUAACGAGGACUAUACAUGUGUUACUCAUAAUAAUUAUUUAUGUGUUAAAUUAAGAUAUUUAUGAAUGUAUAUAAAUAUUCAUAUAAGUUUAAUUUAUGUGU
Molecule: messenger RNA, 1396 nt
Organism: Achroia grisella
Lineage: Eukaryota; Metazoa; Arthropoda; Insecta; Lepidoptera; Pyralidae
Product: protein CEPU-1-like
Exons: 10
Coding region: 188-1348 (386 amino acids)
Cellular component (GO): neuron projection
Source: RefSeq, a predicted model, not a curated record